CACAGACUGUGUCGCACGGCCCCGCAGCGCACCGUCAUCCUGCUCGGGACGCGCCUACUGGAUUAUCUCUCGGUCAGUUGACGCAGCAGCAGUCGGAUCUGAGCGACACUUUUUUUAUCAUGCGAGAUUUUAGCUGAGCGCAUCAGAAAAAUCGCCUCUUUUUUGGUGGAAGAAGAUCGUUUCACUCCAAGCGUGACAUCAAUGCCAGAUUCAGCAACGAUGAGCAAAAACGGGAUAGUGACAAAGAUCCACACGAGGAUAAGAAGUGACCCGUUCACAGCCAAUUACGAGCUGGUCGGCAAAGAGCUGGGCAGGGGAAAGUUUGCGGUGGUAAAAAAGUGCAUUGAGAAGGCAACAGGGAAGCAGUACGCCGCCAAGUUCCUGCGAAAGCGGCGGAAGGGCGAGGACUGCCGCAUGGACAUCUUAAACGAGAUCGCCGUGCUGGAGCUGGCCAAGGCAAACCCCUAUGUGGUGGCGCUGCAUGAGGUCUACGAAACCAACACCGAAAUCAUCCUCGUUCUGGAGUGUGCCGCCGGUGGCGAAAUCUUCGACCAAUGCGUUGCCGAUAACGACGAGGCCUUCACAGAGAAAGAUGUGAUCCGGCUGGCCAAGCAGAUCCUGACUGGGGUGGCCUUCCUGCAUCGGAACAAUGUGGUGCACCUGGAUCUGAAACCCCAGAAUAUCUUGCUGACGAGUGCCAGACCUCUGGGGGACAUUCGUAUUGUGGACUUUGGCUUGUCCAGACGCAUGGACAGCAUCACAGAAGUCAGGGAGAUCCUGGGUACCCCAGAGUAUGUGGCACCGGAGAUCCUGAACUAUGAACCCAUCAGCACUGCGACAGACAUGUGGAGCAUCGGGGUCCUGACCUACGUCAUGCUGACCGGCGAGUCUCCCUUCCUGGGCAACGACAAGCAGGAGACGUUCCUCAACAUCUCCCAAGUCAACAUAGACUACUCGCAGGACACGUUCGAGGGGAUCUCCUCCCUGGCUGUUGACUUCAUCAAGUCCUUGCUGGUUAAAAACCCCAGGAAGAGAACCACGGCAGAAGACGGCCUCAACCACCCCUGGCUGAACUCGCUCCCCCAUCCCCACUCCCACCCGCACCUCCACGCCAGGUCGGCCUCGUCUUUGGACGAGCCGGAGACGAGCCAGUCGGAGUCGGAGCCCGAGAGCCCGGCUCCCUCGCCUGAGCUGGACUUGAUCGAGUCGUACCUCAUGUGCCCGGGCCAGGGUGAGCUGAAGACAGGCCGCGACGCCUUCUCCUUCGGCGAGCCCCCGUUUCCCACGCGACCCGAGAUACAGCAGGAGCUUAUCUGCUGAGCAGGGGUUCGCAGAUGGAGGGAGGUGGAAGGGACUCCACGGGGCAGACGCUGAAAGCCAGUGAGCCUGCAGCUUCUUGGUCUUGACCUGACUCAGGGCCGUGCUAUAUGGAUGCUGUACGCCUGCUGUUGGCCGCUUCUACUGCUGUGAUGUCUGUGAGCUGGGCUGUGUGUAGCGUGAUACCUCUGUGUGUGUGUGUUUGUGUGUGUGUGUGUUUGAAUAAAUGCACGCCACUCCAUGCUGAUUUAUGAUUGCACGGAAGGAAUGUAAGAGGAAUGAGGACACAGGAGAAAGGAGACACACGAGGACCGCUGCCUUAAAAGUGACAGACCUGAACUGGGCUCAUCUUAACACUGUGGCUAGUUCACCCCUGCACACACACUGGUUCCUCUUUUCACCCAAUCAGCCUUUUGAGCUGGGUUUCAGAAGAGAUGCAGCCUCCCACUUCCUUGGGAAACGACUUCACUCACUGUGUGCUCUCAUUAAAACAAGUUAUGCUUCAGCUGACCCAGACAUAUCCUCUGUGAUGAGCUUGUUGAAGGAAGUAAAGGGCUUUUUGUCAGAUGGCUCUACUUAACAAGAGAGUUAAAGCAAAGAACAGCUCCAGACGUUAACUGUUCCACUGUUUCAUGUCUAUUUAGACGUAUUCAUUAUACCACUUCACCCCCUUUAAAUACACAAAGACACAUCAAUGCCUGAGUUUAAGUUGGAAAUAGUAGCAUUAUUAUUUUUAAGGACAAUCUUGAGCACUUUUUAUUUUGUCAUUGGACUUCCAUGUUAUAAUAAGAAACCAAAGGCUCAUCAAGCACAGUCAGCUGUCACACAAUGUACUGUACAUAUUAACCAUUUUCCACCACUCACUGUUUUUUUUUUUUUCACGAAUGGGCCACUUAUUCAACCUCACUUCUGUGUUAAUAUUACAGUUUUUCAUUUUUGUUUGUUUGUUUUGUUGGCUAUUGCACAAGUUGCACAAUUUUUUUUUUUUUUUGUACUUAACGAGCGAGGUUGCCACUAGAUUUUGUGCUUCAGAUAUUGUGAAAACAUCAUUCUUGGAAGGAGGGAAUGGCAGGGGUAGAGAGCGACAACUUAGUUUUGUUAUUAUAUUUGUAACAGAUGAACAAUGGCCUUGUCAAGAGAAAGGCCCAGGUUUGUAUAAAUAUGUCAUGUUUGCCUUCAGAUGCUUGGGAGCAGAAAAACUGGGAAGAAUUUUACAAAAAAGUACUGAAAUGUAUAUUGUGAGUUAUUAUUAAGAAUAAUCUGGAAAAAUAAUUGUGUUGUGUUGUUUUUUUUUCUACCUUUGUAUGAGUGUUAACAUCAUUAUAUAAUAUACAUCGUGUCUUAUUUUGUACAUUAACUUUUACUUACUCCUGUUUUUUUUUUUCUGCUCAAGAAUUUCAGGCAGGUUUGCACUUGUCCUUGUGGACAUUAUGUUGAAAUGAAUAAAUGUUGAUGGCGUGCAUUGCAAAAUGCUACGACGAAAAAUACAUGUGCAUUUUGUAUAACC
Messenger RNA from Chelmon rostratus (copperband butterflyfish), 2824 nucleotides. RefSeq names its product serine/threonine kinase 17a like (gene stk17al). The coding region runs from base 202 to 1320 and encodes 372 amino acids. Gene Ontology annotation, cellular component: nucleus. The transcript has 7 exons. Lineage: Eukaryota; Metazoa; Chordata; Actinopteri; Chaetodontiformes; Chaetodontidae. Gene Ontology annotation, molecular function: ATP binding; protein serine/threonine kinase activity. The record is from RefSeq and is a predicted model, not a curated record. Gene Ontology annotation, biological process: protein phosphorylation; positive regulation of apoptotic process; intracellular signal transduction.